Molecule: messenger RNA, 526 nt
Organism: Aspergillus homomorphus CBS 101889
Lineage: Eukaryota; Fungi; Ascomycota; Eurotiomycetes; Eurotiales; Aspergillaceae
Product: ATP19 family protein
Exons: 3
Coding region: 81-299 (72 amino acids)
Biological process (GO): proton motive force-driven ATP synthesis
Source: RefSeq, a predicted model, not a curated record
GACUUAUUCGCGCAGGAACCUAUCAACGCACCGCCUCUCCGCCAACUCCAUCCAAUUCCCUCCCUCUCCAAUCCGUCACCAUGGUCGUCUACUACCAGAUCGCCGGCAAGAAGGUCGGCUCCCACGUGCUCGCCAUGGGUGUCCUUGGUGCCCUUUUCGGUGGUGUCAAGCUCGCUACCAGCGGUGGCAGCCAGCCCAAGCCCGCUACUCCUCCUAUUCAGGCUUCCUCCAAGGAUGAGGAGGAAUUCAUCACGGACUUCCUGAAGCAGGUGAACGGCGAAGACAAGAAGGACCAUUAAAGCAGAUAUAUGGCAUGCUAGAGUCGAGGAAACUUGGGGCUAAUUGUGCUCGAGGUGCGAUCUCCCAAUCGAGUCGACUAUACACCGGUCUCGGACUUUGGAUGCAACGUGGAAGAGUCGGGCAAUGUCUUCGCGCUUGGAACGUCCGUGGCUGUCGGACCUCUCGGGGGUCAGGUGUGAAUCUGUACAUAUAGAGUAUACACCAUGCUUGCUCAACUGGAAGCCCG